AUGGUCACCCCAUUAAUAAGUGUUGAAACCUUAAUGGACACCCGGACAGCUACUGCUGAGUUGGGCUGGACUGCAAAUCCUGCAUCAGGGUGGGAAGAGGUCAGUGGCUAUGAUGAAAACCUGAACACUAUCCGUACGUACCAGGUGUGCAAUGUCUUUGAGCCCAACCAGAACAACUGGCUGCUUACCACUUUCAUCAAUCGGCGAGGAGCCCAUCGUAUCUACACGGAGAUGCGCUUCACUGUGAGAGACUGCAGCAGCCUCCCAAAUGUUCCUGGUUCUUGCAAAGAGACCUUCAACCUCUACUACUAUGAGACAGACUCAGUCAUUGCCACCAAGAAGUCUGCCUUCUGGACAGAGGCUCCCUACCUCAAAGUGGACACUAUUGCUGCUGAUGAGAGCUUCUCCCAGGUAGACUUUGGGGGAAGGUUGAUGAAGGUCAACACAGAAGUGAGAAGCUUUGGGCCCCUCACUCGGAAUGGCUUUUACCUCGCUUUUCAAGAUUAUGGGGCUUGCAUGUCCCUCCUCUCUGUUAGAGUCUUUUUCAAGAAGUGCCCCAGCAUCGUGCAGAAUUUUGCAAUUUUCCCAGAGACCAUGACUGGGGCUGAAAGCACAUCUCUGGUGAUUGCCCGGGGGACGUGCAUUCCCAAUGCAGAGGAGGUGGAUGUCCCUAUUAAACUAUAUUGCAACGGGGAUGGAGAGUGGAUGGUACCAAUUGGGCGCUGCACCUGCAAAGCUGGAUAUGAACCUGAAAACAAUGUAGUCUGCAAGGCCUGCCCAGCAGGAAUGUUCAAGGCGAAUCAGGAAGUGGGGGUCUGUUCUCAGUGCCCAUCCAAUAGUCGUUCUCCUUCGGAGGCCUCUCCCAUCUGCACCUGCCGCACAGGCUAUUACCGGGCAGACUUUGACCCACCCGAGGUGGCAUGUACCAGUGUUCCUUCAGGUCCCCGAAAUGUCAUCUCCAUCGUCAAUGAGACAUCCAUUAUUCUGGAGUGGCACCCACCACGAGAAACAGGAGGGCGCGAUGAUGUAACCUACAACAUUGUCUGUAAAAAAUGCCGGGCAGAUCGCCGAAGUUGCUCCCGUUGUGAUGACAAUGUGGAGUUUGUUCCCAGGCAGCUGGGUUUGACUGAGAGCCGGGUUUUCAUCAGCAGCCUUUGGGCCCACACUCCCUAUACAUUUGACAUCCAGGCAAUCAAUGGAGUGUCUGGAAAGAGCCCUUUCCCUCCACAGCAUGUCUCAGUCAACAUCACUACGAACCAAGCUGCUCCCUCCACAGUUCCCAUCAUGCACCAGGUAAGUGCCACCAUGAGGAGCAUCACCCUGUCAUGGCCACAGCCGGAGCAGCCCAAUGGCAUUAUCCUGGACUAUGAGAUCCGUUAUUAUGAGAAGGUGAGCCGGAUCUGCACUCCUGACAUUAGCAGCACUGUGGGCUCAAGACCAGCCACCGAACAGAACGAGUACAACUCUUCAAUGGCAAAGAGUCAGACCAAUACGGCUCGGAUUGACGGGCUUCGACCUGGCAUGGUUUAUGUGGUUCAAGUGCGAGCUCGAACAGUAGCCGGUUAUGGCAAAUACAGUGGGAAAAUGUGCUUCCAGACACUGACAGAUGAUGAUUACAAGUCAGAACUGAGGGAACAGCUGCCAUUGAUUGCUGGUUCUGCAGCCGCUGGAGUGGUGUUCAUCGUGUCACUGGUGGCCAUUUCAAUUGUCUGUAGCAGGAAACGUGCUUAUAGCAAAGAGGCUGUGUAUAGUGAUAAGUUGCAGCAUUACAGCACAGGACGGGGCUCCCCAGGAAUGAAGAUCUACAUCGAUCCCUUCACUUAUGAGGAUCCCAAUGAAGCUGUCCGGGAGUUUGCCAAGGAGAUCGAUGUGUCUUUUGUGAAAAUUGAAGAGGUCAUUGGAGCAGGAGAAUUUGGAGAAGUAUACAAGGGACGUCUCAAAUUGCCAGGAAAGAGGGAGAUCUAUGUGGCCAUCAAGACGCUGAAGGCAGGGUACUCAGAGAAGCAGCGCCGGGAUUUCCUGAGCGAGGCCAGCAUCAUGGGGCAGUUUGACCAUCCAAAUAUAAUCCGACUGGAAGGGGUGGUGACCAAGAGCCGUCCUGUCAUGAUCAUCACAGAAUUUAUGGAGAAUGGAGCAUUGGACUCCUUCCUCAGGCAAAAUGAUGGGCAGUUCACAGUGAUCCAGCUGGUGGGGAUGCUCAGGGGUAUUGCUGCUGGUAUGAAGUACCUAUCAGAGAUGAAUUAUGUGCACCGGGACCUGGCUGCUAGGAAUAUUCUCGUCAACAGUAACCUAGUGUGCAAAGUGUCUGACUUUGGCCUCUCCCGAUAUCUACAGGAUGAUACCUCGGACCCCACCUACACUAGCUCCUUGGGUGGGAAGAUCCCAGUGAGAUGGACAGCCCCAGAGGCCAUUGCCUACCGCAAAUUCACCUCUGCCAGUGAUGUCUGGAGCUAUGGUAUCGUCAUGUGGGAAGUCAUGUCAUUUGGAGAGAGGCCCUACUGGGAUAUGUCAAACCAAGAUGUCAUCAAUGCCAUUGAGCAGGACUACCGACUCCCCCCACCCAUGGACUGCCCUGCUGCUCUGCACCAGCUCAUGUUAGAUUGUUGGCAGAAGGACCGCAAUACUCGGCCACGCUUCACAGAGAUUGUCAACACCCUGGAUAAAAUGAUCCGCAAUCCAGCAAGUCUCAAGACUGUGGCAACCAUCACCGCUGUGCCUUCUCAGCCCCUGUUAGAUCGUUCCAUCCCUGAUUUCACUGCCUUUACCUCAGUGGAUGAUUGGCUCAAUGCUAUUAAAAUGGUUCAAUACAGGGAUAGUUUCCUAACUGCUGGGUUCACCUCUCUCCAGCUGGUUACCCAGAUGACAUCCGAAGACCUUCUGAGAAUAGGAGUGACUUUGGCAGGACAUCAGAAGAAGAUCCUGAACAGUGUUCAUUCCAUGAGGGUACAGAUGAGUCAAUCUCCAACCUCAAUGACCCCUGUCCCUUCUCCCACAUCCAUUUCCCUUUGCUCAUGACCUGUGUGGGGAAGGUUCUUCAAACAAAUUGUCCAGCGCCUGAAUCUCAAGAUGUCUUUCUGUCAGUUACCAAAGGACUUUGCUGACCACUGCAUGGGGGAUCCAAACCAAGUCAAUUAAUGUCUUCAUAUUGAAGAAGAGAUGUACCUUCAA
Molecule: messenger RNA, 3168 nt
Organism: Trichosurus vulpecula (common brushtail)
Lineage: Eukaryota; Metazoa; Chordata; Mammalia; Diprotodontia; Phalangeridae
Gene: EPHB1
Product: EPH receptor B1
Exons: 17
Coding region: 1-3015 (1004 amino acids)
Biological process (GO): axon guidance; protein phosphorylation; cell surface receptor protein tyrosine kinase signaling pathway
Cellular component (GO): neuron projection; plasma membrane
Molecular function (GO): protein binding; transmembrane-ephrin receptor activity; ATP binding
Source: RefSeq, a predicted model, not a curated record